CCCCCCGCCCCGACAGCCCAGGCAGCGCUCGGAGCUUUGUGUUUUUCCGGGAAAGAGAACUAUUCCGCGGAAAAGUCACCGGUUUUACGCACCGGGGCUGAACUGUCCUCGCAAAGGUCACCCGAGAGCCGCGGGCUGCUCGAUUGGAAAAUCAGUCCCUCUUUUGUGCUUCUUGGUUCGAACUUGUAUUUGCUUUCCGAGCAAGGUCACYGCUCAGCUGACCAACUUUGUAACUGCUGGAACGGGCUGGGGUUCAGCGCCUUUGCUGCUCCGAACCCUUCGCUGCCGGGGCUGGGCAGGAGGAGAUGCUUUGGAGGGAGGCGAGAGCUGCUGCUGGUGCCCGGGGGGUUUGUAGGUGCCGGCGGGAGAAGAGUGAAGCGACUCCUGAGCCCUUGUCAGAAGAUGCUUAAGUGACAGCCCAGUUAGACCCCACCAUGGAGAACACAGAAGCAGAUGGCCGGGCACCCAAACCCGACGGGGACAGGGAGCAGCCSCGCAGCCUCCCCUACUCCCUGGAGACUCCCUACGGCUUCCACCUGGACCUGGACUUCCUGAAGUACGUGGACGACAUCGAGAAAGGCCACACCAUCCGGAGGGUGCACAUCCACCGCCGAGCCAAGCAGCCCAAAUUCAGCACCCUGCCCCGCAACUUCAGCCUGCCCGAGAACGGCACCCGCGGCUGYUCCGCCGCCGCUCCCAGCAAGAGCUGGACGGCGAGCUGCUCCUUCCCGCAGCGCAAAGCAUCCCUGGCGGAGGAGCCCCCCCGGGCCCCGCUGCCCUCCGAGGAGGAGCCGAGCUACCGGCGGCAGGCGCUGCUGGCCGAGACGCGGCGGCAGGCGGAGCCGGGCUGGCCGCGGGAUGCGCUGCGGGCGCGGCCGCAGCUGCUGCGAGCCUCCAGCAUGCCCGACGCGCUGCCACCCGGCCAAACCCCGCCCGGGGGACCCCUCCGGACCCCUCCCCAGCACUGCCGCGAACAGAGCGGCUCCGAAAACGCCUUCCCCGCCAGCCCGGACAGCGCCGCGGUCAGCCCGGCCAGGGAGGGGAGCUCGGAGCAGGAGAGCUCAUCGUGGCAUCCCGGCGGGGUGGUGCCGGGGCUGGUCCCCGUGCAGCAUCCCCGGCAGAGCCCGCAGCUGCAGGUGGUGAUGGAGAGCGGAGGGGAGGAGGGCGAUGCUGCGGCACCGGGCGCSCUCCAGCUCACAGAGGAGAGCGUGAACCCUGCGGAAAGGGGGCUCAGCCCAAGUGAGGCAAAUCUGAAUGCACCGAAGAACGGUGAGGAGAGGAAUGUCCAGGCUGGAGGGGACGAGGAGAGCGGUGUUCUGCAGGCUCCUGACGCCAGAGAGCCCGGCGGGGUCGUGGCACUGAAGCAGCAGAUCGCUGACCUGGAGGAGCAGCUGGGCAAGAAGAAAGAGGAGCUUGAGCGGGUCAGGGCCGUGCUGGAGCAGCAGGAUCAGGAGAUCAAGGAGAAGGAGAAAAGCAUUAAGCUGCUGGCCAGCUCCAAAGCUCAGCUGGAAGAGCAGCUGUGCCAGCAGAGGUGCCAGGAGGCCCCCGUGCAGUGCCUGGAUGCUGCRGUGAACACCGAGCUGUCCCAAGUGACAGGGGCCAGGCAGGCCCAGGACAAAGCCAUCAGYGUCAAUCUCCCGCUCCUCACCAGGUCCAUCGGCUGCACUGCAGACGGUGUGAGCACCCAGACCGUGGAGCUGGGAGUCUGUACAGAGCAGGGACUGGCGGGUGCUCGUGCACAGGGACAUUUGGGUGAAGCCAGCGUGGAGGCUGGAYUUCCUGCUCCGUGCUUCACCCCGCUGCAGAUCCACGAGAGCACCAGCGACGACAACCAGAACCACCGCAGCAGCUGCGACUCCUUGGGCUCGGAGGCAGCCCAAAGCAAGGCAAACUUUGGAGAAGAUGAACCUUGGGAAGGUGCACCUGGCCACGAGGAUCUGCCAGCUCUUGACCCCAUUGGCCAAUAUGUGAAAAAGAUCCAGGAGCUGCUGCAGGAGCAGUGGCUGUGUUUGGAGCACGGCUACCCCGAGCUGGCCAGCGCUAUCAAGCAGCCGGCCUCCAAGCUCAGCUCCAUCCAGAACCAAUUAGUUAAUUCCCUAAACUCCCUGCUCUCUGCCUACUCCUCGCAAGGGCCCGUGGAUAAGGAGAAUUCCAACACACACUAUCAACAGUUGGAAAACUCUCCAACCACAAGUCUUAAAUCCAUCAUGAAAAAGAAAGGUUAUGGUUUCCAUGCAGGAGGCAAUGGGACCAAAAAGAAUCUGCAGUUUGUUGGGGUAAAUGGUGGCUACGAGACCACGUCAAGCGAAGACACGAGCUGCGACGAGAGCGCGUCCGACGGCGACACCGAGACCGAGACAGAGGGCAGGGCCAGCGAUGUGGAGCCUGGGCAGGCUGGGAGUGACAGCAGAGGGGCUUCCUCGGGGAAAAGGUGUGAGGAUGAUGGUGAUGAUGAUGAUGAUGAAGGGCAGGAGGCAUCAGCAGGAGCAGCGCCCAGCACUCAGCAUGAGGCUCACAGAUCCAAACCCUCCGAAGAUUUCCUUGCUGCCUGCCAGCUCCUCAGCGAACAYCUCCCAGAAAUCAGGAGCACAAGCGACAAGCAUCUGCGCCACGUGCUCAGCGUCGUGUCCCAGGAGUGGUUCCAGGUGUCCAGCCACAAGGCRUCCCGGCCGGAGGUGGUGGCAGCGUACCUGGGGACACUGGGGGACAUCCGGCCCCCGCUGCUCGAGGCCGUGGUGAACCUGCCCGACAGGAAUGGCAACACAGCUCUGCACUACAGCGUCUCCCACUCCAACUUCCCGGUGGCAAAGCUCCUGCUGGACACGGGCGUGUGCUGCCUGGACCUGCAGAACCGCGCCGGCUACACGGCCGUGAUGCUGACACCGCUGGCGGCCCCCGAGACCCGCCAGGACAUGGAGGUGGUGAUGAGGCUGCUGAGGGAGGGGGACGUCAACCUGAGAGCUGCCCAGGGAGGCCAGACCGCGCUGAUGCUGGGGGUCAGCCACGACAGGGACGACAUGGUGCGAGCCCUGCUGUCCUGCCAGGCCGAUGUCAACCUGCAGGACGAGGAGGGGACCACGGCGCUGAUGGUGGCCUGUCGCCAGGGCAACGCCGACAUCGUGCGGCUGCUGCUGGCCCAGCCCGGCUGCCAGGUCACGCUGACCGACAAGGACGGCAACUCGGCGCUGUCGCUGGCCCACGGGGACAUCGCCGCGCUGCUGCGAGCGCAUAUGGAGCUCAGCCCGGUGUGAGCCGGCGGGGAUGGAGCCGGGCUGGGAGCUGGAGGGAGCAGCUCCUCCCGAACAGCCCCGCGGGGUCACGGGCAGGAACCUCCCUGCGUUACUGAACAACCUUCCCUGUGUCUCAUCCUCCUCCUUCAUCCCUGUCACAAACCCCGAUCUGUGCCCAGUGCCACAAACAACUCCAAACUCUCCUGCCCCGCUCCUCCCGGUGUAGAUUUGGCAGCCAAAACGAGGGAGAAAUGCACAUUAGAACGGCAGCACUUACUCUUUUGUAACCUGAGGUUAUGGGUGUCCUUUUAAUCGACUGCUUAACUGUAUCUCAUUUAACUUGUAAGUUUGUGUCCUAAUAUUUAUUAUCAGCUCUUCUGCGAGUAGUGGCAGGCAGCGAUUACUCCGUGUAUGUAACAACAAACACAAGCUGGACAGAUUACGGAACGCGUAAAAUCCUAUUUAUGUUUGCUUAUGCGGGUCUGAUGCAAGAAUUAAAAAUUAAUGCUCUAGGAAAAUAUUUGCCUAUGCCAGACCCAAACACACAGACAUUGUUUUGCCUGGAUUUGGAAUUACCAUAUGGCCCAGAUUUUCCCCUAAUUAAGUUGGAGCUAACGGGGAAGCGCAGCCACUGACAGGCUCGGCAUCGCAGUGGGGCGGAGCAGGGCGUUCCAAACCCGGGAGGAUCCCGGCAGAUUCCCGUCACAGGGCGUGUCCGUGCUGUCCGAGAGCUCCGAGGAGUGGCUUUGCUGGCAAACGCCUUUUGGAGCAGCUCUCUGCUCGAUUUUAACGUUCCCGAGCUCCUCCUGCAGAGCCACGCCGUGAUUGAGCUGCUGGAAUCGGGGCUCCCCCACCACAGGGUACAGCACCACCCCAAAUCAGGGGUUUCCCUGAAAUCCUUCUGCUGUUGAUGGAGAGGGAGGCAGAGUUCAGGUCCCACUUUCCCAAGCAUCCUUAUUUUGCUGCAUGUGGACCUACUGGAUGCUCUCCCUUGGCUUUGGUGGAGAUGGAGGGUGCCAAACUCACGUCUCCCUGAUCAGCUAAUUGCUCUUUCUUUUUGUAGAAAAAGCAGAAGUGAAUUCCAGACCACUUUGGUGGUUGUUAAGUCAGUUCACAUCCUGAUAAAACAUCUCUUGAGCUGCCUUGAGCCCCCAUCCUUGCAGGGAGGGGAGAAGAGCCCUGACCUCUGUUUUCCAUGGAAAUCUGCCAUCUGCUCCACUUUCUUCCGUUUCUUCACAUUUUCACUCCAAAGCAUUCACAAUCUCAAACUCCUAUCUGCCUUUUUUUUUUUUUAAUCUGUAUCCCAAAAUGCAGUUGCCUCCUUUAUGGAUAAAUAAACUGAGUUAA
Malurus melanocephalus (red-backed fairy wren) is the source of this 4577-nucleotide messenger RNA. RefSeq names its product KN motif and ankyrin repeat domains 4 (gene KANK4). Gene Ontology annotation, biological process: negative regulation of actin filament polymerization. The coding region runs from base 435 to 3251 and encodes 938 amino acids. Gene Ontology annotation, molecular function: protein binding. The transcript is spliced from 10 exons. The record is from RefSeq and is a predicted model, not a curated record. Gene Ontology annotation, cellular component: cytoskeleton; cytoplasm. Lineage: Eukaryota; Metazoa; Chordata; Aves; Passeriformes; Maluridae.